CAGCCAGAACAAAGCCAGGUGACCCCUACAUUUAGUGUACAGUCAGAUACCUUUGUGGGUAUUUUAUUGUUUAUCUGUGUUUGUGUGUGUUUGUGAGAGAGUGAGAGAGCAGGGGUGUACGUUUGUGAGUUUGUGAGGGUGUAUUCAGCUUCUCUGGUUUCGCUUAUGGUGUUAAAUUACUCAGUGAGAGCUUUAAUACAGCUAGAGACACUCUUGAUUGGAAGUUUGGAUGAGGGAGUGUGAGGGAAGUGGGGAACAGAGCGGAGCUGGCAGGCAGGACAAAGAGGGCACAGAAACUUCUGCAGAGCCAGGGACAUGGAUUAACCAAAGGCCUGAAUCCAAACUUAGUGUCCAGCAGCCUGAAUGGUAACCAGGAGGAGAGAAGCUCUGGCGCUAUCUUCAGCGUGGCACUGGUUGAGGUUCAUUCUCUGUCUCCGGAACCAGAUUGACCAUCAUAGCUUGCAUCAAAGCAGGCAAUGGAGGUGCCGCUUGUUAAUUUUGAAAACAUGGACGAUGUUGGUAUCAACCUAGGUGACCCAAGCGACUCGGGUUACCCGACCUCACCCAACUCAGAGGCUCCUGAUCAGAACUUGCUGGCCCACCGGCUGGCUUCUCCUCCUCAGUCGCCACGCAGAGGACGACGACAGCGUCAGUCUGGACAGGAAGGGUUGUCCCCCUCCACUCCUCCAACUCUUACCUCCAAGGCAAACUCCAGCAGUGGCAGUCUUAUCUCCAGUCUGAAGCUCUUGGCAAACAGUGAGUCUCCCACUGACAGUGUCUUCAGUAAGAUGCUAAAGGAUUAUUAUGAGAAUGAAGAUCUGUUCGAAAAGCACUGCCAAGAGGAAAAAGAUGAGAAAGUCAUCAUAAAUAUUUCUGGCUUGAUGUUUGAAACCCAACUCAGUACCCUGAGUAAGUUUCCAGAGACACUGUUGGGUGAUCCCAUGAAGCGGUUACAAUACUUUGACCCAAUGAAGAAUGAGUAUUUUUUUGAUAGAAAUCGUCCAUCAUUUGAUGGGAUUCUCUACUAUUACCAGUCAGGAGGGAGACUCCGCAGACCAGCCAAUGUUCCCUUAGACAUUUUUGCUAAUGAAAUUGUUUUCUAUGAGUUGGGCCAUGAAGCAAUGGAGCAGUUUCGUGAAGAUGAAGGGUUUAUUAAAGAACCUGAAGUCCUCUUACCCACCAAUGAACUGCAGAGGCAGUUCUGGCUCCUCUUCGAAUACCCUGAGAGCUCCAGUGCGGCCAAAUCUGUGGCUCUGGUCUCUGUCUUUGUCAUUGUCAUUUCCAUCUUUAUUUUCUGUCUGGAGACUCUUCCAGAGUUCAGGGAUGACAGCGAUUUUCCUCCAGGUUUCAUCCAAAUGAUCAAUGGAACUGCCUCUUACCCUGCCCCUAAAACUGUGUGGACAUAUCUCACGGACCCAUUUUUUAUUGUGGAGACUAUUUGCAUUAUAUGGUUCUGCUUUGAGCUUGGUGUCCGUUUUGUGGUUUGCCCCAGUAAGAGUGAUUUUUUUAAUAACAUCAUGAAUAUUAUUGACAUUGUGUCUAUAAUUCCUUAUUUUGUCACCCUGGGAACCGAGCUGGCCACAAAGCCGGACGAAGAUUUGAAUGCAGGUCAGAAUAUGUCCUUGGCAAUUCUAAGAAUCAUUCGACUUGUGAGAGUCUUCAGAAUUUUUAAGCUCUCCCGCCACUCCAAAGGUCUUCAGAUUUUGGGUCAAACCCUAAAAGCCAGCAUGAGGGAACUGGGGCUGCUAAUCUUCUUCCUCUUCAUUGGAGUCAUCCUUUUUUCCAGUGCCAUCUACUUUGCAGAAGUGGAUGAGCCCCAGACGCAGUUUGUUAGCAUCCCUGAUGGCUUCUGGUGGGCUGUGGUAUCCAUGACCACUGUUGGUUAUGGGGACAUGUGCCCAAUUACAAUGGGAGGCAAAAUGGUCGGCACCCUCUGUGCCAUUGCUGGUGUCUUGACCAUUGCCCUGCCAGUCCCUGUCAUUGUCUCCAACUUCAACUAUUUCUAUCACCGUGAGACCGAGCAGGAAGAGAAACAAGUGAUGGAUGCAGCUGCAGAAGCUGCCCAGAAAAUGUCAGCUGCUAACAAGUGUGGAAGUACCCUUUCUCUCAACAAGAGUAAUGGCACAUGGCAAAAUGAGAAAAAUGGCAUGCACUGAGAAAGAUAAGUAAUUUUUAUUAAUGUUAGAGGAAGAUAGACAUUUAAAAAAUCAAGCAUAUGUGUUAAUGAGACAAACUUGGUUUAUUCACUCAUCUUUUUGUACUUCAAAACACUUGUGCAAAUGAUUACAGUAUUAUUAGGCACCAUGUGGUGAGACAACCAGUACACAAACUGUCUGUCUGCAUGUAGAUGUGUCAAAGUGCAAUUAACAUAACUCAGCAACUACUGUUUCAGUAACUCAGAGAAUACAUGGUGCAGCAAGAUAGGACUUCUACAACAGACCGACAUUUCACCUAAAAUUUGGCUUGCUUAGACAGAAAUAGUGUAUAUUUGUCCAUCAGAUGAAAACAAAUCAAGUAAUCUGAGCUCACAUAGUUCAUUGUUAGUCUACACUUUAUCAUACUCAGCAAAAUCAAGAUUGAUCUUGGCAACAUGUUCAAGGGCAGGCAAGUGUUGGACGGUGUAACAAUAGACAUUGGCAUACACAUUGUCUUCUCAGCAGGUCUAUAGGUGCAAACGUACAGCCUGAGGCACCUUUCCAUGUAACACUAUCUGUGUGAUAAAUACCUGGCAGAGUAGCGUGUCUGCUAUUAAUCUUAUAGCUAGCCUGCAAACUUAAAUAUAAACCUGCUUAAUCUUCACCAUACAUGAAAAAGGUUUGCAUGCAGCAGUUUUAGUGAUCAAAAAGGCAGGUUGCUUUUUUUAUCCACAGGUUUUAUUAUUAGAAUUUGGCACCAAGCCCAAAUGAACAUGGUUUUGGCUGUAAAUGGAACAUGUCAACACUUGUUGUAAAGUGAACUUACUCUUUAAAACUGCAUCACUUCAUUGCACUGAAAAUGUUUUUCUAUGUGUGUCUUAAGCACUUUAGGAGCUUCACAUCAUCCAUUGUUGGCAGGGAAAAUGUGUUUAAGUGUACAGAAAUGUGAGAUAAUAUAUAUAGACUAGACUAGGUUAGGGCAAAAAAAAAGAAGUUUUUUUAAAGUAUUUUUUCAUCUGCCUUUUUAUCUCUUAUUUCAAUGCAUGGCAUAGUGGCUAAGCUGAGGCUUAAUCCCCAUUAUCAUAUCUGAACAUUUGAUACAUAUACACACACACACACACACACACACAC
Molecule: messenger RNA, 3266 nt
Organism: Xiphophorus hellerii (green swordtail)
Lineage: Eukaryota; Metazoa; Chordata; Actinopteri; Cyprinodontiformes; Poeciliidae
Product: potassium voltage-gated channel subfamily A member 10-like
Exons: 2
Coding region: 477-2156 (559 amino acids)
Biological process (GO): protein homooligomerization; potassium ion transmembrane transport; action potential
Cellular component (GO): voltage-gated potassium channel complex; membrane
Molecular function (GO): delayed rectifier potassium channel activity; protein binding
Source: RefSeq, a predicted model, not a curated record